Molecule: messenger RNA, 2987 nt
Organism: Hyposmocoma kahamanoa
Lineage: Eukaryota; Metazoa; Arthropoda; Insecta; Lepidoptera; Cosmopterigidae
Gene: Tango6
Product: transport and Golgi organization protein 6
Exons: 5
Coding region: 234-2987 (917 amino acids)
Biological process (GO): protein secretion
Molecular function (GO): protein binding
Source: RefSeq, a predicted model, not a curated record
UCUUAAAAAGCCCAAAUAAAAACUUUACUAUCUAUGACUCUAGAUAUGUAGUGCACUAGUGGGUAUUCUGUGCUAGUGGGUAGUAUAGUGUUCUGUGGUGGUGGGUGUGCUAUUUUUAAUUACUAAAACGUAAACGCUGUGCGGAUUAUUUAAUAAUUUGUAAAUCUUAGAUUGUUUCCAUAUAUUUUAAGGACGUAACGUAAUUUUUAUUACUUCAAUUUGUUUAUAAGGCCAUGGAAAAGAUCAACAAAAUAUUCGACAGAAUUCAUAAGUUGACACACGAGGAGGGACAGUCGGAUUUCAGAUUAGUAUUAUUAAAUGUUGCAAAUAUAUCAGAAGAACAAGUUAACCUAGAACCUGACAAAAUAAGCGAUCACUUUGAACUUCUGAACAAAUUUUUACAUAAUUUUUUUAUAGAAAUUGAUGAAUUAUCUUCGGAGAUACAAAAAGAUGAAACAAUUCUUAUCAGUGUUAAGAACCAGAAGUUGUUACGAAGCUGUUUUCAACUGAUUACGUCGCUGGGCUUUUCUUCAUGUCUGAUCCCAGGGCUGGGCCUUAGUUUAACCAAACGAUGUUCUUCGGCUGUUAUGUUACCGUCGCUGUCCUUGACGGAUGAGCAAAAAUACAAGUUAUUAGUAGACUGUGCUGACUUCUUCGAAAGAUGUUAUAAAGUACCUGUUCUCAAAAACAUUAUUGUCACUUUUCAUCUAUCUGACUACUUGGCUGCACUUAUACAACUAUCAUUUGCGCCUCUUAAAAAGCCAGGAACAUAUAGAAACUUUACUAUGACUCAAGAUAUGUAUGACCAACUAAACAAAGACAGGCAAAGGUAUGUACGGAUCUAUGAACAUUUAAUUGCUAAUUGCUUCCAACCUAUUCUUAUGAAGGAACUAUUGGUGUUGCAAAGUGUCAAUGACCCUCCUCCACCUGUAUUUGUCCGGAGAGUGAUUGCAAAGGAAAUGAGCAGAAGACUACUUGUCCCUGGAGGGUUACUGAGCUUAAUCAGAUGUUUUAUUGAAAACUAUAACAUUGACACAGCAUUUCAAUGGAAGAAAAUUGACAUGAUAUGCAAAAUAGUUAUUGCUAAACAUGGCAAUGAUACAGAGGAAAACUACCUAGGUAAUAUAUGUUCACAGUUGUUUAAAAUUUUGGCAUUAAAUGACACUCAUUAUUUAGCAACAGCAGUUGCUUGUAUUUUACGUCUCCUUGAAAGGUAUCCACAGUCCAAUUCUGUAAAAGCCCUAACAACAGAAAUUUCCCAGGCAUUUGAUUAUGAUUAUCUUGCGUCACAGUCAGACUUACCUGGUACUAUCAUUCUGUCACCCCAGGAAUUAGAACAUAAAGUAAAUAUACUUCAUGCAUGCCUCUACAGCACAAAACUUGAUUGGCCUACUAAUUUAAUGAUGCCAAACCUGCAAGUAUUACUCCUUUUAGGUAUAAAAUGCAUUAAUAAAGAAGAACUAAGUACUAAAAUAAAGGGUAUUGUGCUAAAGUGCUUAGAACAGCUAAAUAAAAGUGACAUGCACGCAAUAAUUAAAAAAUAUUUGUUUGGAAAUUUCAAAUUAUCACAGAUUGCAAUAGAGGAAUUUGAGUCAGGGCUUACUAUAAAAUGCAUGCAAUUCCGAGAAAACUAUGCAAAGAGUGAUAUAGCUAUGUACUUCUUGACUUUAUUUAAAGCAUCAACAAACUCUGUUUUUGUACAAAAUGUAUUUGAAGCUUGUUCUAUGAUACUGAUUGAGUUGAGUAGCAUAAGAAGACAGAAAAGAAAUGAAAUUCUAUACAACCACGAAGAUGACAUUGUUCUUUUCAAUGAUACAGAUGAAAAUUAUGCAAAUAUUCUACAGUUACUUUCUGAAAUGUCAACCACACCCAAACUAGUAUCUACUUUGAGAGCCAAUCCUAUAAUAGUACUUCCUUUUAUUGAACAUUUUAUUUCUAAUACUAAAAAUAACUCUAAUGAUGAAUGUGUAACUAUUGCUCUGGUAGUCUUGAAUACAAUACUAUCAAACACAAUUAGAGACAAAGAUUUAGAACAUAGAUUGCAGAAUUUAAUACCAGUACUAAAAGGAAUCAGUCAAAACGAAUCUGAUCUAAUGAAUCUUCUAUGUAAUGAAGCUUUAUCUUUAAUUUCUUCUGAAGAAAAGCACACAAAAGAAACAUCAUGUAGUAAAGCAAUAGCACAUGUGUUUGAUAACUUAUUGCCUGUGAGGGCUCAUGGGAUAAUUGAAUUGACCAAACUCAUAGAUGCCAAAGACCCUGAGACUAUUUCUAAGAAACAUUAUAUUUUCUGUCUCUUCCAGGAACAACUAAAAGAACAAGAUUCCUACAUUUACCUGUCAGCUGUCUCUGGUAUGGCUUCAUUAGGUACCCACUGUACAGAAGAUGUGCUACAAAUUCUGUGUAAAGAGUUCUUACAAGGACCAACUGAACAGGACAGUAUUGUUACUAAUGAAGAUCAGAACAGAGCUGCUGAACUCAGAAUGAAAGUUGGCGAUAUUAUUGUGAAAGUAACAAAAAGGCUAGGUGAAAUGGCGAUAUUGCAUAAAACACUGUUACUGAAUACUAUACUGACCGGAUGUAGAGAUAAAGAUCCUUUAAUCAGGAUGUCUGCUUUGUCCAAUUUGGCUGAAAUCGCUUUGGUUUUACAUUACCGAAUUGGAUCUAUUAUUUACGAGGUAUUGCUGUGCAUAUGGAGCGUAAUAGAGUCAGACAAGGCAAUAGAAUGUCGACGAGCAGCAGUCAUGGUCAUAUCAAGUCUUUUAAAGGGAUUAGGAAAAGAAACCUUAAUGCAGCUCAAAGAUAAUUUAUUACCGAUCUAUAGGACUUUAAAAAAAUUAUACAGAGACGAAAACGAAGACUCUGUUGUUAGACUUCACUCGCAAAUUGCCUUAGACGAACUUAAUAAUAUUGUACGUGAAUCAUUGCCUGAUUUGAAAAUGGAAAAACAUAUUUUCGUAUUAGAUAAGCCAGAAGAUGUUUUUAAAUAA